Molecule: messenger RNA, 7399 nt
Organism: Oncorhynchus nerka (sockeye salmon)
Lineage: Eukaryota; Metazoa; Chordata; Actinopteri; Salmoniformes; Salmonidae
Cellular component (GO): cytoskeleton
Molecular function (GO): protein binding
Source: RefSeq, a predicted model, not a curated record
GAUUAAGCGGUCGAGAGCAAUCCCAAUACGAUGACAGCAUCCAGCCUAAACCCCCACGCGCGCCACACCGUCCGGACACGGAUUCUACCGAUUCUGACAAACUAUUCUGUCUGCUCUCUCUCUUCAAUCACUUAAUUUGACCCUCCGGAUCCACAACGCCGGUCCGUCUUUUUCUUUAGAACACGAGGCGACUCCCGGGAUUACAAAUUCUGAUUGGUCCUGAUGAUCACAAGGGCCCUCUUCCACCUCUUGUCGGCCAAUCCCGAUGGGGCUCCGGAGCUGAUGUCACAGAUGGCCCGAGGAUUUUCAUGUUCGGGAAUCCAGAAGAUACAAGCAAUAGCACGUUAAAUGGAGGAGAAAGAGAGGAGUAGGAGUCGGUCUCUGUCUCGUAGCCGUAGGGCCACCCGGGUGCAGCAGGUGGUGGGGACGUUGAUCAGACGCACCCGCGAAUCACUCAGCAGAGAGCGGAUCCUUGGCGAUGGGAGGUCCAACCGGUCUGGCAGCGUGACCAGUCAGAACUUCCCGGUGAGGCUAACGGUUCAGAUCGUCAGAGACCCGGUGUUGGACUCCAGCGGUCAUGGGUUCUCCCUCUCCAAACAGCACCCUCUGCUGGUCAGGGACGUGGCUGCAGGAGGCCCGGCAGAUGGGAUACUGUACCCUGGAGACCAGGUGUUACAGAUCAAUGACCUGCUGGUGGACCAUCUCAGCUAUGAACAGCUGCAAGACAUCACCAGGGACUUGGAGGACUUUGUCACAAUGACAAUCCUAAGGAACAUGACAGGUCCUAAGUCGUCCAUCAUGUCGGCAGAGAAGAGGGCUCGUCUGAGGAGUAACCCGAUCAAAGUACGCUUUGCAGAGGAAGUGGUUGUCAACGGUCACACUCAGGGGAACUCUCUUCUGUUCCUUCCCAAUGUUCUGAAGGUGUAUCUGGAGAACGGACAGACCAAGGCCUUCAAGUUUGACACUACCACCACCGUCAAAGACAUCGUUGUGACUCUGAAGGACAAGUUGUCUAUCCGCUGCAUUGAGUACUUUGCUCUGGUGCUGGAACAGCAGUACAGCAUCACCAAGCUACUGCUGCUGCAUGAGGACGAGUUCAUACACAGGGUGGUGCAGAAGAAGGAGAACAGCAGCCAUGACUACAGGUGUCUGUUCAGGGUGUGUUUCAUUCCCAGAGACCCCCUGGAGCUGCUACAGGAAGACCCCACCGCCUUCGAGUACCUCUUCCUGCAGAGCGUCGGGGACGUUCUACAGGAGAGGUUUGCGGUGGAGAUGAAGUGUAACACUGCACUGCGUCUGGCUGCCCUGCACAUGCACGAGAGACUGAACAGUAUAGGCUCCACCCGGACCUCUAUCAGGAGCAUCACGAAAGAGUUUGGUCUGGACAGCUUCAUCUCACCCACUCUGCUCAGUAACAUGAGAGAGAAGGACCUGAGGAAAGCCAUCAGCCACCACCUCAAGAAGAUCCAGUCACUGCUGGAGCCACAACAGAAGGUGAUCCCAGCCACCCAGGCCCGGCUGGCCUACCUCACCCAGCUUGCAGAGCUCAUCUCCUACGGGGGCCGCUCCUACACAGCCACCAUGAUGUUGCAGGACCGGGAGGCGCUGGUCAGUCUGUUGGUGGGGGCGCGCUAUGGCCUGAGUCAGGUGGUCAACCACAAGCUCAACAUGGUGUCCACCCUGGUAGACUUCAGCAGCAUCAGUAGAGUGGAGCUGCUCUCUGAGUCAGACAGAGUCAGCCUGCUACGCAUCUCCCUGCACGACAUCAAGCCUUUUGCCUUACUGAUGGACUCUCUGGCAGCCAAAGACCUGGCGUGUCUACUGGGGGGCUACUGCAAGCUCCUGGUGGACCCCAGAGUGUGUGUGUUCCGUCUGGGACGCCCCAAGGUCCGGGUUCACAGGAUACCUGCUGAGGAAGGUGUGUGUGAAGGGAAGUUCGCCGUUAUAGAGGGAGUGUGCUAUGAAUCGCUGACAAGCUAUGUGUCCCGCUGUUGUAGUGACUCCAAUGACUCUUCAGAUGAGGACUACCCUGCCGAGCCUCCACCAACGCACACCCGCAAACGCCACGCAUCCGCCAGCAAAGACAGGGAGGGGUGGAGGAGAGAAAAGGAGGAGCAGAGAGGUGCAGAGGGAAAGAAAGAAAGAGCUGAAAAAGAAGACAAAGAUAAGCAUGAGGUGAAGAUCAUUGUGACGUCAGAGAAGGACAUGGAAGUUGAGGAGGAGGACGGAAGAGAAGCUGGAGGAAGAGAGAUACAUCUAGGAGGUAACGCCAAUGAAGGUAGAGUGGAAAAGGACAUGGUACUGGACACUAACUGGUAUCACACAGACCCACGGGUUAACAGUAGCUUCUCCAGCCUGUCCAGUGGCUCUUUGAGUGCUGCCUUGGAGGAAAGCGGUGUCGCAGCCAGGGGAGAGGACCCAGCCAAGGCCUCCUCUCGUGUGGACGCCCUGCGUGAGGACAGUCCCUCUCGCCGGUCCGAACAGCCGACUCGGGGCAUCGCCACACUGGAUGUCCACCAUCCAUUCCUCCUGGAGGUCACAGCUCCCUCUCCACAGCGUCAGAGAGAGGGCGCCGCCGGCAGCACAGCCUCCACACCCGUACGCCCCACCAACCUGAGUUACCGUAGCAACGAUAGCUCGUGUCUUUGCUUCGCCGAGCUUUCCCAAGGCAGCUACCUCCCUAGCCCCCCCGAGGCCACCAGCGACGAGGAGGAGACGGAGGAAGUUGAGGAUGACGAUGAUGAGGAGGAACUGAGACGGCUCUCUAAGAUACCCAGUCAGAUAGACCUGCGCCUCAUCGACAAGAUCUGCGCCCGGUCUAACAAAACUGCUUCCAACAACAAGUUAGACAUCCCCAGAAUCAUCCCCAACCUCACCUCCUGUGAAAAGAGGACUGUUUGUAGCUCCGCCCACAAAGGGGAGGAGCGUCUAUCAAUUCACUCUGGAGAUUCCGAGCCUUUCCUAACGCCGUCCCCUAAUCCUCCUCCUCCUAGUGCUAGGGAAAGUGCUUCGGAGUCAGAUGAUGAGUUCUUCGAUGCCCAGGAGCGGUUCACUCCUCCAGUUCCUUCUGAUGGUACAGAAAACAGUUUGGAUGCAUCUGACAAUAAGAGGCACAGUAAACGCUGGACUGGCACAGGGAACGGACUGCCAGUGGUACCAGAGAUGGAGCCUCCCUCACCCCUCAAAAAGAAGCACUCCUCCCCUGACCACAAGAAACAGCAGGAGACCCAACGAGACCCAAAGCCCCACUCAAACCAGGCUUCCACUCAGAGGGUUGAUGCCAAGACCAAGCCUCCACCAUUGGCCCCCAAGCCCCAGCUACCCAUAAAACCUGAACUGGGCCCCAAGCCCCAGGUGGGCCCCCAGAGGUCUCCCCAGCGCAGCGGUCCAUACUCCCAUUGUAACGGAGAUGCUGGUGGGGGCCAUGCGGGCCUGCUGGAGGUAGACACCAUGGAACCAGACACCAUGGAGUUUAAAUCAGUCACCUCGGGAGCGGGGGGGCCACCACUCGCCUCCCCCCUCAUCACGGCGGUACGGAAGAGCCAGCAACCCCCUGCCGGUCCACAGGGUGUGGAGAACGGGCCUAAGAUAGAGAACAGUUCUAAGCAAGAGAACGGUUCUAAAAACGGGACUCAUCACGUGCUUCCUAAGGACCGUGUUCUGGUCACUGCUGACAACAGGAGAGCUGAUGUUGAAACUAAAACAAACAGGGUUACCCUGCUGAAGGGAGAGGUCAGAACGGGGGUUGGGGUGGACCUCCCGAAAAAGCUGCCAAGCCUGUCCCCCAUUCCACAUUCUGCUUCAGGAGAUGAGAUCAGGUUGAGCCUGGCCACCCCUCCACCAGUCUCUCCCAAACCCUCCCCUCCUUCUCUCCAUCCCCUAUCAGUCCUCCCCAUCCCGGUCUCACCAAAUGAGAAAGAGGGGACGUGUCCGCCGAGCGGCCUCCACCCCUGGGUUAGUUGCAACGGGAGCAAUCAGACCGGGAGGAGGGUCUCUCUGAGUCAGGAGAACUUGUCGCCCAAAAAUACAGACGCCCCCCUCAGCCUGACCACCUCCCUCACCACCUCCUCUAAAGGGACAGCGGGAGACCCAGAGAGCACAGGAAGGUCAGGGUCAGACCUGAGGGUCAGUUCUUCCAGCCUGGGGGGCCGUCUGCCUACCUCAGCCCUGAGAGGGAGGAUCCAGGCCCUGCCCUGGUACAUGACCCGCUCGCAGGAGAUCCUGGGCACCCUGGACCACUCUUCCACCAGCUCCGUCAACGAGGAUGUCACGUCUGGGUACGGCUCCGGUCUGUCAGUCAGCGGAGCCUCUGAGGUCAGCAAGGUCACUGCCCAGGCACCAGUUGGUGAGACUGCAGGGGGAAAAGGGAAGAAGGAAGUGGUGGAGGAUGGAGCCGAGGUUGUCAUAGCAACCAUCAAAGAGUUCCAGGAAGUGACUCCGCGUGCGAAGGAGGCCAACGGGAAUAGCGGGUCGCACCUCAACCUGACCCUGAGAGAAAACGGCGCACACGUCUCAGAACCCUACGGAUUCCUGGGGUCCUGCAAGUCGGAGCAGCCUCAGUCCAGACCCCACUCAGAGGUGGGGUUAGGGGGCGGUUCAGGCCCGCCCCUAGAGGGGGACUCUCUGGAGCACACCCCUCCCCCGGCCCACCGUGAGGCGUGCGGCUGCCGCACCGUCUACGCCAACUGCUUCAGCGGUGACGUGGAGGACGGCUGUGGCUUCGACGAGGAGCUCACCAUCUACGAGUUCUCCAAACGCACGCGCCCCAAACCAGCCCAUUCUACACCCCUGGCCUCCCCCACCUCCCCCAUCCCCUCCCCCGUCAUCCUGUCCCUGCUGAGAGACACCCCUCGCCCCCUCUCCACCCUCUCCACCACCUCCUCAGAGCUCAGCCCACUCCUGUCCCGCCCUGUCUCCCCCACGCCCCCCAUCGGCUCCCUGCGUUCCCUCACCAACAAGCACUAUGGGGGGCUGAAAGGGGGCUUCGUCUCCCUGAGACAGGACAUCAAUCAGCUCCUAUUGGUCCUGGCUGGGCCACCACCAUCAUCAGAACCCUCCAAAACAGAUCAGGAUGAGGGUGGAGAAGGGGGACCCAACCCAACCCAAGAAGAGGGUCCAACCGCGUGCUGUGGAGGUGCAAGUCCUCCGCCCAUGACGGAGCCUGAGAGGAAUUUACUCCAGACGGAGGCACGGCGGUUGGCAACAGGGUGCCAACGUGCCACGCGUGUGGGCUGGGCUCCAGAGGAGGCACUUCGUUCCUUAUCCAACAGUUUCAGUGCCCUGGUGCAGCUCUCCGCAGCCUGCCUGAGAACACACCCCUGUCCUGGAUGUGACGUCUGCCGCAACGGGGGUCAGAUCCAGAGCACUGACGAUGAUGGGGGCCAGGAGGAGGCUCUGGACAAGCUGAAGGAGAUCGUAGGGCUGUACAGGGAGUUUGUUGGGGCUGUGGAGACUGCUGGAGCCGGGUCUGGGUCCAGCAGUGGGACGGGGUCUGGGGAUGGACAGGGAGAGGGCGAAGGGGUGAGGCUACUGGCCAAACGGUGCACGGUGCUCAUCUCUUCCGUCUUCUCGCUAACACAGCUGUUCAGGACGCACUCGCCGGACUUGCCAGGUCACACGCCUCUCAACUUUUGACCUCUGAACUUUUAAAACUCCUUCUCGCUACCAGGACUAAGGUGAUGCAGUACAGUACAUACACACCUGUACAGUAAGUGCCAUGCACACGCACACACACACACACACACACAGACCUACCAAACACAUAAAUGAUGAAAAUAACCUCUUCCACUGACUGCCAUUACUGCUAGGUCUCCUGAUGGACUCAUCUGGACUAUGCAUUUGUACAUAGGUAUUUUAUAACUAACUAUCUAUCUUCUUAUUGUAUACUGUAUGUAUGAAUUAUGUAUGAUCGUAUUUAUGUAUGUAUUCAUUUCUAUGACUGUUUGCACCAUGGUCCUUGCUGGUUGGUGUAAGACCUUAUUGAUGUUGUAGUUUCUUCUACCUCCCUCCACCUUCUGUUUCUCCUCUGGGCUGGUGUCUGCUUUAGCUGCUUCAAUGAUUCUUCCUCCUCUGGGCUGGUGUCUGCUUUAGCUGCUUCAAUGAUUCUUCCUCCUCUGGGCUGGUGUCUGCUUUAGCUGCUUCAAUGAUUCUUCCUCCUCUGGGCUGGUGUCUGCUUUAGCUGCUUCAAUGAUUCUUCCUCCUCUGGGCUGGUGUCUGCUUUAGCUGCUUCAAUGAUUCUUCCUCCUCUGGGCUGGUGUCUGCUUUAGCUGCUUCAAUGAUUCUUCCUCCUCUGGGCUGGUGUCUGCUUUAGCUGCUUCAAUGAUUCUUCGGAUCCAGUUAAAGGUGCAAUCUGUAACUUAUAUGUUUCUAUUGGGAACUCUAGGAAAAAGUUCAACUAGCAUGUUAUGUUAAAUAGUAAAACACAACACAAAAUUUUACAUUCGCGAAGACCCACCCCUUCCGUUUACAAUCAAAUGAAAGGGGAGCACUAUUGGCCGUAAAAUAAAUAAACAGAUUGCACCUUUAAGAAGAGAAAUGAACCAUGUGAAAGCUAUCUAUUUCUGUUCCAUUCCUGGCUCCUGACUGACUACUUGUGUGCGAAUGCUUGAAUGGAGAAAACACUCAAUAACCCAAACGCUUAUAUGCAGUAAUUAUACAGUAUAUCAACUUUGAAUCCAAAGGAUACAUAUAUUUUUCUGGGGUGCAUUGCGUGGAUGGGGGAAUAGUGGAAAGGAUAUUCAUUUGGUAUUUUGUAAAAAGGUUUUGACACGGCACAAGGAAGGCUGACUGUUAAAACCUACUAAAUGUAGCAUCGAUCCAAAGGCAUUUAACACUGAGCCACAAUUUGUACUAUUUUACUACUUGCCCAUGUUUAGCUCUGCAGACAGGCGGACUGACUGAUUCGGUUUGUACCAGACCCGUAGAUAGAUAUACAUCUAUGUUUGUGUUAGUUUGAGUCUAUCUGUCCUUCCUUGGUUUAAUGCUAUGCAAACAUAACCACUACUUCCCUGUUCUCCCACAUAUCAUUCUCUGUUACAUUUGUGUUAACAUUAAAGACAAGAAUACCUGCAUAUGUUUUAUAGUCUUUGUUCCUGGAAAUACAGAGAGGGCUUCCAUGUAUUAUACUGGAGUGUCUGGACUAUGAUUACGGGUAUGUUCAGGAUUGCAAUGUUCUGCAACGUUGCACGUAAUCGGAUGCAACAUAUCUCAGCAGUGGCUUCUAACCUGAUGUGUUGUGGGUAAAAUGCAGAGCUGUUCUGUGACUUGGAAACUGUUCACAACUCACUGAUCCUUGACAGAGCCCCGGUCAAGAGUCUGUAAACAUAUUCAAUCUGAACUUUGACUAAAUAAAUGGGUGUUUUGCCUUUCGUUUGAUGAGACACACAGCUAUUUGAUUGAC